CGCCAAAAGCACAUCAAGGACCGCAAAUUAUCACCAUCAACCCGGACCCUCCCCACGACGCGACCUGACAGCGCGCAUCGACGUAUUGGCUUGCGCUGCAUCGCUCUCGCGUGGCGACAAAUAAGAAGGAAUAAUAGUAGUAAUUGCACAACGACGGCGCUGGGCGCUUCGUAUCCUAUCCCUGGCCUGGUUCGCGCUGCGUUUGCGGGCCCCAUUGCGACAGCAGCCGCUCCAUCCUUCCGCCCUCUUCUUUCCGUCAAGCCAGCCCAGCCAGCAAAGAGGGAACCCGUGGACCAGAAGAAACAAACUGUCGCGCGCGCUCCCCGGGACAUAUCCAUGGCCUAUUGCUGACAUUAGCGCGGUCGCGACUCAUCACUGCGCCCUCAUGGCAUGCUGAUCGGCAGCGGGAGCAGCUGAGAGAGAUAGAGCGUUACAUCGCGGAGAACCCAAAGAACCAUGCACGUCGACUUUGGCGAGGAGGGACAGACGGACCAUUCCCUCCUGACAGCCAACGGCCACUCCCACGCCCACGCCCAUACACACACCCACUACGACCACCCAGGUCCCGGCAGCGGGCCGUCCUACUCGCCUUUCCGGCAUUCAGGCGGCGGUGGCGGCGGCGGCAGCGGUGGAGGCAGUGGCAGCAGUGGUGGUGUCGCAGCGAUUGACCCGGGACUGGAUCAGAGCACAGGUGCCAGCCGCAAUGUGCACACGCCAUCAGGCCAUCUACUUCAGCCUGACAAUACCGGACAUCUCGCCCACGGCUUCUAUGGCGACAUGCGCAGCUCCCAGACUCCCCCGGCCUCUGCGAAUGCCUCGCCGCGCUUCUCCGCCAUCUCACCCACCAGCCAGCCGCGCCCCGGUGCUGCCCACUUCGAGCCCGCCGACCGCGACCCGCCCCCGCGCGACGUAUCCGACGACACCAUUGACAAUGCCUACGCCGCCUUCAUCCUCUACUGCAAUCCAAACUUCCCUACUACUACCGACACCACCGAGCUAGUCAAGCUGUUCCGCACGCCGCCCAAGAGCGACGGCAACGCCUUUAGCACAUGGGUCCUCUUUGAGUUGAUCCGCAAGUUUGACGCAAAAGAAAUAAAGACCUGGACACAGCUGGCCCUGGAUCUGGGUGUGAAGCCGCCAAACACGGAUGAAGGACAGAGCACGCAAAAAGUGCAGCAGUACUCUGUGCGACUGAAGAGAUGGAUGCGCGCUAUGCACAUUGAUGCGUUUUUUGAAUAUUUACUGGGCAAGCAGCAUCCCUACUAUUUACAGAUACCACCUUCCCACCAGCCUUUUCCAAGCCAAGGGCGUGAUGGCGUGCCUCUCGAGGAAGACCUGGCCAUCAGGGCUCUUGACCCAAAGUUCAAGCCCAAGCGCGGGCGCCGAAAGGCUGAUGAUGGAGAGGACGAUAUAGACUUUGAUGAAGGCAUUCCAGCUCGUAAACGACCCCAGCUGGAUACAAAUGUGGCGUUUGGCAAUGUAUUGCAGCCACAAUCCGCAUACCCUACUAGCGCGCAUCCAAACAACAUGCAUGGAGGUUUUCUGACACCACAAGAUCCAUGGACUGCAGUCUCAACCGUCACUCCAUCUUCUGCCAACACUGCAGCCUCGGCUCCAAGUCGUCUAGGGCAGAGUGGGCUUACUCCUUAUACGGAAUCACCGAUGGGCGGGCAUCAUGCACGAUGGCGCGUGAAUACACAGGAUGCGCCUCAUACACCACAUCCACUUUCUGCUGUCACUCCACAGUCUGCGUAUCCGUUUUUCGACGAACCACAGUCCGCUGUCACACCCUCCAGCACCAGAUCACGCUCUCGCCGACGCCAUGGCCCUGCUGUAUCAUCGGCUUGGUCAUCCAACAGCGGAACCGCCACUGGCAAACUUCGCGGUCGGCCUCCUAGUAAUCGUUCAAUCAGAGACGGGCCCUUUGUGACAUUCCCAGCAAACCCAAAGACCAAAGAAGGGCCGCCCAUUGAUCGAAAUCCAGGCAACUUGACGCCAAUAGUUGAGCGGGCGCAUUCGGACCCACCAGCUCCAGAGGGCUCUGUUCGUUUCCCACCCACACUGGCGUCUGCCGUUUCUCCAUCGAAAAUCGAGGGACCUUCUGCGGGAGGUGCGCCACAGAAGCAACGGCUGAGUCUCCAAGUUCCUCCCAAUGUUGGUAAUCCAGUAGUACGCCUAACCACGCCAACCGUGCUUGUUAACGGAUUACAAAACGACUCCCCAAGCACUGGACUAGGACCAUCCCCGAUAAGCGCUGCGUCCACCCAAGUCUCGCCUGCAAACGCCUAUGAGCAACAAAGCAUGUACGAGAAGCAACACCGACCAACGCACCAGACGUACCACGGGAACCUCACCCCAUCCGAGACGCCCGCGCAACCGCGACCACCGCCACCAACACACUCACAACCGGAAUCUGAACUCCCCUCAACAUCACCACAGUUGCCCUCAGCAGUCCCCCUCGAGACGCUGAACCGCGCGCUAGCAGCAGAACUAAUACGUGCCCCAUUAACCGGGCGGCGCAAGCGCCUACGAGGCAACGAAGCCAAGCGCCUCGCCUCUGCAAUCCUACAGCCCCUCCACGCCAAGCCACCACCCGCCUCCCUUGCCCCCACGAAACUCAUGAGCGACUACGCCCUCGGCAUCGCUAUCAGCAGCUGUCUCGGUCUCGCCUCUACCGUGGGUGUCGGCGCCGGCGGCCCCACCGGCGGCGUGCGUCGCGUUGAGUGCGUACGGUUUCGCGUCGGCGGCGAUGGAUACGAAUCCCCUAUUGAUGAGGAAGAAGACGAUGACGAGACUGAAUCUUCUACUGCGAGACAUGGCGCGCGCAGUAUCAAGGAGACGUUUGAUGUCUUUUUCAACGUCGCGUUUGGGGGGCUCACGGGCGAGUGGGUUGCCAAAGGGCUGGAUAUGUCCGCUGUUGUGGAUCCUGAGGAUGAGGCCGAGGCCACGCGGGAUGCGCAUGCUGCGGCGGAUGCGAAUGCGGAGAGUUGGAAGAGUAGGUAUCUUGAUGCUAGGAGUCAGCUUUGGCAGAGUAGGGAGGAGGUGGGCAGGCUGAAGGAUAGGAUUCUUGAGGCUGUGUUGUGAGGUCGUCCUCAUCCCCCUCCUUCUUUUUUUUCUGUUGUUUUUUUUCAUCCAAGGGUGAAUUUGUAUAAGACAUGUUUGGCGUAUAUAGGGUGUGUUGGACUCGACUGGAUUGGGUGGUUGGGAUUUGUUAUAUACCCCAGUGUUGUUGUUGUCGCUGCUGCUGUUGGGACCAUUUCGGGUUCGCACUCCUUUCUUGAUGAAAAGGGAUUAUUUAUUUUAGUCUUGCUGCAUGUAGAUAGUUUUAGUAUAUGAAG
Molecule: messenger RNA, 3338 nt
Organism: Bipolaris sorokiniana ND90Pr
Lineage: Eukaryota; Fungi; Ascomycota; Dothideomycetes; Pleosporales; Pleosporaceae
Exons: 1
Coding region: 457-3084 (875 amino acids)
Molecular function (GO): DNA replication origin binding
Source: RefSeq, a predicted model, not a curated record